CAUAGUAGGAUUUGUCGCGGGAUAGGCAGACCGUCGGAAGUUUGUGGGAGAUGGGCUGAAAGUCCAGCAGAAAGCAGACCGAACAACACUGCUGCACAGGAGUUUCACAGCUGCUUAUAAGCGUGGUAAUGCUUAGUCUCAGAUAUGCCGUACGUAGAUCGUCAGAAUCGGAUCUGUGGCUUUCUAGACAUCGAGGAAAUGGAGAACAGUGGCAAGUUUUUACGACGCUACUUCAUUCUGGACAGACUGGAGGUCAGUCUGGUGUGGUACAUGGACAACCCUCAGAAUCUUCCUGAAGGAACAUCCAACGUCGGCUCCCUAAAACUAACAUAUAUAUCCAAGGUUAGCGAUGCCACCAAAUUGCGUCCAAAGGCGGAGUUCUGCUUCGUCAUCAACGCUGGAAUGAGGAAGUUUUACUUGCAGGCGAAUGACAAGCAGGAUUUAGUGGAGUGGGUCAGCGCACUCAACAACGCCACCAAAAUCACAGUGCCAAAGUCAGGCGAGCAGGUGGCUCAUAAUACAGCAGAAGCGUGUGUGGACAUGUCGGGCACCACAAAACAAGUGUCCUACAAGACCGAGAUCAUCGCAGGAGUGCCCAUCAUCACCACAACACAGGAAAAGGGUGAAGAUCAGAAUGGUGCAGACAGGAGCGGGCUGAGGAAACCUCAUGGUCCGCUGCCGUAUUACCUGAGCCGGAGUAACCAGGACCAGUCGGUCAUAAAAGCCGGAUUUUGUGUCAAGCAGGGAGCUGUGAUGAAAAACUGGAAGAGAAGAUACUUCAUGCUAGAUGACAAUGCAUUCAGCUACUUUAAAUCAGAAAUGGACCGAGAACCGUUACGAGUUGUUCCUCUGAAAGAAGUUAAUAAGGUGCAGGAGUGUAAACAAAGUGACUUGAUGAUGAGGGACAAUCUUUUUGAACUGGUUACUACCUCAAGAACUUUCUACAUUCAGUCGGACAGCCCAGAGGAGAUGCACGGCUGGAUCAAGGCUAUCUCUGGGGCCAUAGUGGCCCAACGGGGUCCUGGACGCUCAGCAGCCUCUGAGCACGCUGAACCCACCUCCAUGUUCUACAACAGCGAACCGUGUCUCCCAAAUCCUCGCUCACCCCUCCUCACCGAACUCCAUUACCCAGAAUGCCGUCCCCCCUCGGGCCCUCAGCAUGGCAUGGGAGGGGCCAGACCUGAACAGCUUGCCGCCUGGGGCUCGAGUGCGCCUGUCGCUCCAGGAGAUGCCCCAAAUCUUCAAGUAAAUGUUGAUGACUCCUCACCAUGGCAACAGAGAAGCAAAGUAAUCCAGCCUCCGGUUUGCCCUAAAGAUGAAGAGCGGCAAGUUACUGGGGUGUAACAAGGUGUAUAUUACACACACACACAUCACAACAAACUAUUGACGUCAAAUCAGAACAGGGACUCGAGCCCAGUGUAUCAUGGGAUAUGGAGGACUAUGGAAUUUGGAGUUUUCCGUGGUCAUUCUCAAGCCUUUCAGAAGACGUAUAACACACAUUUAUAAACCAGACAAUUUGUUAAAGAGGCUAUAUAUAGAAUAAUUUAAAUGUAUGAAUCGCUUUUUUAUUGGCAAUGUUUGAACAGCUUGUAACGUAACUUAAAAAAAACCAGACCUUCCCUAAUUUCCUAGGUUGUCUGCGAGAGCCUGUAAACUGUUUUUUUAUGUGAAGGACUGGGAAGGUUUUUGCUGGGGAAAUCGAAAGGAUGUGAUGUUUCAAGCCCAAAGUAUACUUAGGCCGUCCCCAUUCUCCAAUGGUCCACUCCGCACACUGUCCUGUCCUGUUUUUGUGUCCGCACGGACUGUGCACGUACUAUAGUGCAUGUGCGAGUGGCUUGAGUGCUUGAACAUGGCAAACGCAUCUUUCCACACUCAUGAUUCGAAGAGUAUACUUUUUAAGUGCACUAUCUAAUGGACUGCUGUUUUUAACGCUCUGUUCCUCUGUGUGGACAGUGCGUGGACCGUUGCGGUACAGUAGGUGGAUGGCCAAAGUAUACUUUGGGCUUUACGCUCACUCUCUUGAGCCUCUCUUCUGUUCUAUGGCGCAUGAAUUAAAGGCUUAUACAAUGUUCAGGAUAAGGCUGAAAGACCUAUUCUGUACUGUUAUGUACAUCAAUGUGUCAUGCAAAGAAAAGGGAUUCAUUCAAACUGUAGUCUCACAUAGUCAGAUCUAUUUAGUCCAUAGUCUCAAAUAUAGGCCUACUUUACAAUCAAAAUAUAUCAUAACAGUGUAAUUAUUAGGGGUGUGACGAGACGCUCAUCUUUUUUUUUGCACAAAUUUUAUAGAAAUCCUCAAUGAUAAAUUCAUGAGUGGAAAAAUAGUCUGCAGGUCCAUUUUGAAAUGUUUUAACGAAUAAUCUUGUAAUGAAUGUCAUUUCAGUUCUACUUUGAGUAUGAAUUAUAAAAUGCAUGGAACGACAACAAUAUACAAGCACUGUAAGGUUUUGCCACAAACUCAACUGACUCGCUUUUCUCCUGUAUGAUUUCACAUGAGUCUCUUCAGAUCCCCCCUUUCCAUAUGUAAAACACUUUGAGUUCCCAGAAAAGCGAUAUAUAAAUGUAACAUAUUAUUAUUAUUAUGAAUUAUGAGCUUCCAGAACUUCUGAUGGAGGCUGUGUGUGACCUCCUAAUUGAACUCUUCCACAAAUUGAACAUAGAAAUUAAAACAGUAUAAAUAGUGCAAGUACAACCAUUAUCAAUGUACUCCCAGUAUUCAAAGUACAAGCAGAGACCAGAGCCACAACUACACAACCCAGAGAUGGAUUUGAUAUUGGGAGACAGGCUUUCAUACAGCCUAAGUUGCACGCAUCAGGGAGCUUGCGUUUUACUUUCACUUUUAAAUUUGUCAUUGCGCGUACUCCGUAGGGGCAGUGCUGAGUGUGCAUUCUACAAGAUAUGGGGCCGUUAACACAGAAUGUGUUUUUACUUUGUAAAACGUGAGAUGCUGGCAGUGGAUUGGGGGGGAAAAACACCAUGUCUCAAGAUGCUUUUUUUAAAGUUGAUAGAACUGAUUUUAACUUCCACGUAUUUAUCUUGGCACGAUAUCUCAUCACAACCCUAGUAAAUAUUAAUUACCUCAACUGUCCACAUGAAGCCAGUGAAUUGCAGUGCUUGUGCAAACAAGCUGCAGUACACGUAACGGUGUCGCUAAUAACAAAGGUUUCUGAAUUCUACAUAUAGCUCCUUUAAGACAAAACGUUCAUACCAAUAGCCAGUAAUUAUUUUCCUUUUAUGGCCAAUAGGCGAUAUUAUGGCUGAAAUUAUAAAUAUAUUGUGCCCCCCCCCCCCCCCCUUUAAAAAAAAAAAAAAUCAGGCAUCAAAACUCUUAACGUAUGAUUGAAAAUAUGGAUGUUUAAUACUUUUGCUAGGCUAUAUGAUUUAAA
This is a messenger RNA of Pimephales promelas (fathead minnow), 3383 nucleotides long. It is a transcript of the gene plekha1b, whose product is annotated as pleckstrin homology domain containing A1b. The record is from RefSeq and is a predicted model, not a curated record. NCBI's taxonomy places the organism in Eukaryota, Metazoa, Chordata, Actinopteri, Cypriniformes, Leuciscidae.